Messenger RNA from Rotaria sp. Silwood1, 6222 nucleotides. The record is from the annotation of a GenBank genome assembly. Lineage: Eukaryota; Metazoa; Rotifera; Eurotatoria; Philodinida; Philodinidae.
AUGACGACUAAGACUGAUGAUUAUAUUCCACCACCUACAGCUCAUGCGUCUCAGUACUAUGCUGAUUUUGGUACACCAAUUGUAUCUAAUACCAAUGAACAACUACCACCACCACCUGCCUAUACAGCUGUUGCAAUACCUUCAGCAGCUAAUACCACCGCACGCAUGAAACCUAUUACCAAUCCAUCAACUGUCGUCAAUGAACUUGUUAAUCAACGGUUUUCACCAACCACUCAACGACAACUUAAUUCUCAACAAAUUCUUCGUAUAACCCAAUAUAUAGACAAUCAAGAGAAAAUGGUAACUAAUAGAUUUGCUGUAGCUUUGUGUAUUUCUAUUGUUGGCAUGGUAGUGGUCUUUAGUUUUAUUCUUUUCAUUUAUAAAAUAUCAUCAAAAAGUAUAAGUUUUAGUUAUCGUUCAUGUUUACCAAAUAUUGAUUUAAUUCAUAUUGAACAUAUUCAUCCAUUGAACAGUCAAUACAUUCAAUUAAUUACAAAAGAUUUUCAUUUACAUAUUAUUUAUCGAUAUAAAAAAGAAAAAUAUCAAUUUAACUUUGGUAAUUUAAAUACAUUAUUAGGAAAUUUAUCAAAUAUUGAUUAUCAAUAUCAAUCAGCAAUUAAUUAUUAUCAUCAAAUUGAUACAUGGAAUUAUGUUAAUAUUACAUUUAAUGAUAAUUUAUCACGUAUAUUUGUAUCAUUUAAUAAUGAUGAAACACGAUUAAUACCUUUAAUUGAUUAUCCAUUAUUAUUUCAAAAUCAAACAAUUGAAACAAAAUUAAAUAUACAAAUACUUGUUAAUGAACAAGAUCAAAAUGUAACAUGUUUAUUACCGUAUAUAGGUUUUGAUAUAAAUAAAAAUAGUUAUUUAAAUUCUUGUUUAACAAAUAUUAAAACAUGUGAACAUCGUAUAUGUACAUCAUCGAAUAAUGUUGAACAGUAUUGUCCACUUUUUAAAAUAUUUGAUUGUUAUCCAUUUACUGAUUUAAAAUGUGGUUUAAAAACAAUACCUGUUCGUUGUAUGAAUAAUUAUUGUCAAAAUCAAGGAGUUUGUUAUGUUAAUAUAUUAAAAAAUGCUUCUCAAUGUGUUUGUCCAUUUGGAUUUGCUGGUGAUCAAUGUCAGUAUGAUAUUAAUGAAUGUCAAUCAAAUCCUUGUCCAAAUCAGAGUAAAUGUAUUGAUUCACCAAAUGGUUAUACAUGUAUUUGUGAACCUGGUUGGACUGGAAUAGAUUGCUUAGAAGAUAUUGAUGAAUGUAAAAUAAUACAACCUUGUAAAGCAGCAAGAAAUUGUAUUAAUCUACCUGGAUCAUAUAAAUGUGAAUGUCUUGAUAGUUUCACUGGAAUAAAUUGUGAAAUGACACUUGAUCCAUGUUUAUCUCAACCAUGUCUAAAUAAUGCGACUAAAUGUCAUUCAAUACUAGAUCGUGAUAAUAUUCUUUAUCAUUGUACAUGUCAAUCAGGUUUUACAGGUUAUCAUUGUGAAACGAAUAUAAAUGAUUGUGAAGGUAUAAUAUGUCAAAAAAAUAAUACACAUUGUAUUGAUGGUAUUAAUUCAUUUCAUUGUGAAUGCAAACCUAAUUUUAAACGAAAUUGGGAUGGUUCAUGUGUUGAACAAAAUCCUUGCGAUUCAUCACCAUGUCAUCAAAAUGCUACUUGUUAUAAUUUAAAUGGUGGUCAAUAUCGUUGUAUAUGUCCACCAACUUAUACAGGUAUUCGAUGUGAUGAAGAUAUUGAUGAAUGUAGUGUAUUUCCAUUCAUAUGUCGAAAUGGGGGCACAUGUAUAAAUGAAAUUGGUUCAUAUCGAUGUUAUUGUGCAUUAGGUUGGUUCGGUUCAACAUGUGCUAAAUCAAUUGAUUAUUGUCUUUCUCAACCAUGUAAUCGAAAUGGAACAUGUAUUAAUAAAAUAAAUGGAUUUGAAUGUCAUUGUUUAUCACCAUAUACAGGUGAUGUAUGUCAAUAUGAUAUUGAUGAAUGUUUAAUAGAACCAUGUGCAAAUAAUGGAACAUGUUAUAAUUAUGUUGGUGGUUUUCAUUGCCGUUGUCAGACCGGAUAUUUUGGUUUUCAUUGUGAAUAUCCACCGUCGGAAUGUGAACGUUUACAAAAAGCAAGUUUUUCUGUUAAAUGUAAUGAUCCUCAUUUAUGUAUUGUUAAUGAUACAGAAAAAUUAAGACAAUUAAAUCAAUUAACAACAUAUACAUGUCGAACAGAACGUGAUCGAAUACUUGAUAAUUAUUUUACAUGUACUAGUGAACAGAAAUUUAACUAUUGUCAUUGUCCUUCAAAUAUUAUUGCAUGUACAGAUAAUUAUACUGAAACAUUCGGUAAAUCUUCACUUUCAAAAUCAAAUUGUCCUUGUCGAAACGGAGGAACUUGUCAUCGGAUAAAUUCAACAAAUUAUCAUUGUUAUUGUCCACCUGGUUUAACUGGUGAAAAUUGUCUCGUUCAAAUAGAUUAUUGUUUAAGUCGUCCAUGUUAUAAUAAUGGUACAUGUUUAUCACAAUUAAAUACAUAUACAUGCCAAUGUCAAACAAAUUAUAAAGGUAUAUAUUGUCAAAAUUUAAUUAAUCGAUGUGAAAAUAGUCCUUGUCUUAAUAAUGGUAUAUGUGAACAAUAUAAUGGAAAAUAUAAAUGUAAUUGUUUAUCAAGUUAUACAGGUAAACAUUGUGAAAUAUAUCGAACACCUUGUUUAUCACAACCAUGUCAAAAUCAUGGAAAAUGUAUUAAUUAUAAUAAUACAUUUGAAUGUCAAUGUUCAUUAAAUUAUCAAGGUAAAUAUUGUGAACAAUUAAUUGAUUUAUGUUAUACAAAAUUCAAUACAAGUAUAUGUCUUAAUGGUGGUUUAUGUUCAAUGACUAAUCAUAAAAUCCAAUGUUCUUGUUUACCUGGUUUUACUGGUCUUUUUUGUGAAACAAAUAUUGAUGAAUGUUAUACAAAACCAUGUUCAAUACAUGGUAAUUGUAUUGAUUUAAUAAAUGGUUAUCAUUGUCAUUGUGAAAUGGGUUGGUAUGGUUAUAAUUGUGAAAAGAAACAAAAUGAUAUAAGUAAAUCACUUAAUUAUCAUUCAAGUUUAUCAUCAACAACAUUUCAUUUACGUAAUUCAUUAAUAAAUAUUUCAAAAUAUUUACCAUAUCGUCAUUCAUCAUUACCAAUACGUAUUCAAUAUGAAUUUCGUACAACAUUAAAUAAAAUUUCAUUACUUUCAAUCGGAAAACGUUUUAAACAAAAAUUAAUUAAUAAUAGAAUAUUAACAAAUUUAGAUAAUAAAACACUUCUAUCAACAUUUAUUGAUUAUUAUGAAAAAUGGUUUAUGAUUAGUAUUGAAAUAUUUCAUUUAUGGAUUGAUGUACGAAUAGGAAAAAAUUCUUUAUCACAAAGAUUUUAUGUAUCAAAUUCAUCAUUAUCUAAUUUAAUUAAUAAUCAAGUUAUUUUUGGUUAUAGACAUUAUUCAGGUUGCAUAAGAAAUAUUGAAAUAACUUAUAGUCAAGUUUAUUCAAUUUUACUUACUGAUCAAUUGAUCGAAACAAAUGAAAAUCGAACUUUAGGUUGUGAAAGAACAAACGCUUGUCAAAAUGCCCUUUGUGGAAAAAAUGAAUUAUGUCAAGAUCAUUGGUUUUAUCAUACAUGUCAAUGUCAACGACCUUUCUUCGGUGAACAUUGUGAUCAAAUUGCUCCAAUUAUAAAAUUUAAUCAAUCAAGUUUAGCUAAAAUAUCAUUUUCAUCACCAAUAUCAAAUAUAUCUUUUUUCUUUAAUACUCUUCAACCGAAUGGAACAUUAUUUGAACUUAUGUCAUUAAUAAAACAACAACGAUUAACUCGUGAUUUAUUAUUACCAAACCGAUCAACAUCAAAAAUAAUUGGAGCAUUAAUUGAUGGUCAUUUUCGUUUGAUAAUUAUUGAUGAUGGACCUAAACGAAAAGAAUUUGAAUUACGUAGUGAACAAAAAUUAAAUGAUGGACGUCCACAUCAAAUUGAACUUGAUUUAGAAAAUUAUAGAUUAAUUAUCGAUAGAAUUCAUAAUGAAACAUUAACUAAAACACAUAAUAAAAUAUUUUUAAAUCAUAUUCAAUUUCUUGGUGAUAAUACUUUAAAUGGUUGGCUACAAGAUAUACGUAUUAAUGAUCAACUUAUUUCAUUUGAUAAUACCAAUACAUUAACAAAAAAUUUUAAUACAACUAGUUUAAAUAUGAAUCAAGUUAAAAAUAAUCCAUGUUAUCCAAAUAAUCCAUGUUUAAAUCAAGGCAUUUGUCUUGUAACACAUUUACAAGAUUACUUAUGUCAAUGUGAACCAAAAUGGUUUGGUAGAAAUUGUUCAGAACCAAAUAUAUGUAAUUAUAAUAAUAAUAGUCUAUGUCCAGAUGGAUUUAUUUGUAAAAUUACUGAUGAAAAUCAAGAAUGUUUAGCAACAGCAACAUUUGAAGGAAAUUCAAGUAGUUUAAUAGCAACAUUACAUCAUAGUUCAAUAUCAAAAAUAUCAAAUGAAAUAUCAUUUCGUCUUCGUGCACGUUCACAACAUGCACAUUUAUUAACAAUUAAAAAUUUAUAUACAUCAAAUUAUUUUUCAUUAUAUUUAUUUGGUCAAAAUUUAAUUUAUCGUGAUUCAAUAUUAUUAACAGAUCUUAUUAUUGAAUUAAAUCCUAAAGUAUUUGAAGAAUGGACAACAUUUCAUUUACAUUGGUCUGAUUUUUCAACAUUAACAAUUAAUUAUUUAUAUACAUAUACAAUAAAUUUAUCAUUAAAAUCUUUAUUAACAUCAAAUGGUCAAACACAAAUAUUUAUUGGAAAUGGUUUUCGUGGUUGUUUAGAAUAUGUUUUAAUUGGAGAAAAUCUUUAUAUACCAUUUUAUAAUGAUCUUAUUUAUGAAAAUGAUACACGUAAUAAUAAAUUUUUUAUUGAACAAAUUGAAAAUAUUCAUAUAAAUAAUUGUACAUUUAAUAAUAUAUGUGAAAAAAUGAAUUGUCAAAAUGGUGAAUGUAUUAAUGAUUUUGAUCGAGGUAAAUGUUUAUGUCAUCAUGGAUGGUAUGGAGAGUUUUGUCAAAUAAAUAUUAAUGAAUGUGAACAAGGAAAUAAUUGUUCAAUUGAAAAUAGUAUUUGUGAAGAUCAUCUUGAAGGAUAUUAUACAUGUAAAUGUCAUCAAGGAUUUACUGGACAAUAUUGUGAAACAAAUAUUGAUGAAUGUUCGUCAUCUCCAUGUAUUAAUAAUGGUACUUGUAUUGAUUUAAUCAACGGUUACCUAUGUAAUUGUACGAAUAAUUAUAUAAAUUCAAAUUGUUCAAAAUCAAUAAAUGAUACAUGUUUUGGUCAAUUACAUACCUGUAAAAAUAAUGGUACAUGUAUAUUAAAAAGUGUUCAUCUUUAUGUUGAUAAUCCUGAAAGUGAAUGUCAAUGUUCUAAUGGUUAUAAUGGUAAAUGGUGUGAAAAUGAUUUAUGUUUAAAAUUAAAUUGUCAAAAUAAUGGUACAUGUCAAAGAUUAUCCAAUGGAACAGCAAAAUGUUUAUGUACAGAACAAUGGUAUGGUGAUGAAUGUCAAUAUGAUAUAAAUGAAUGUGAAAUAAAUCAAAAAAAUAUUUGUUUAAAUAAUGGAAUAUGUAUUAAUUAUCCUGGUGGAUAUCUAUGUCAAUGUCAUGAACAUUAUUUAGGAAAACAUUGUGAAAAUAAACAUAUUUGUUUAGAACAGUCACCUUGUUUUAAUCAUGGACAAUGUAAAACUGAUGGUGAACAUUAUUAUUGUGAAUGUUUAACAAAUUUUACAGGUGUACAUUGUGAAUUAUUAACAUGUGAAUCUAUACCUUGUGAACAUAAUAGCACAUGUAUACCGGAUUUUCAUCAAGGAUUUAUAUGUAAUUGUGCAGGAACAGGUUAUGAAGAUGAACGAUGUACAACAGAAAUUGAUGAAUGUUUCAGUAGUCCAUGUCAAAAUAAUGCAACUUGUAUUAAUCAAAUAGAUGGAUAUAGUUGUUCUUGUCCAAAGAAUUUUAUUGGAUUGCAUUGUGAAAAUAAACAAAAAUUUUUAAAAUCUCUUAGUGUUUCAUCUCAUUAUAUUAUAUGGCCUAGUAUCGCUGUUUUAUUAUUAAUGAUUAUUAUUCUAGUAACUAUUAUUAUUGGACGUAUACGUGAAAAUCGUCGAUUACAAGGAACAUAUAGACCAGCAUUAAAUGAAAGUGGUCAAACUUCACGUGUGGAAUUUAGUAUGAUUUUAAAACCACCACCAGAAGAACGACUUAUUUAG